This is a messenger RNA of Colletotrichum chrysophilum, 1077 nucleotides long. RefSeq lists its product as uncharacterized. Gene Ontology annotation, molecular function: protein binding. Bases 1 to 1077 code for a protein of 358 amino acids. The transcript is spliced from 4 exons. NCBI's taxonomy places the organism in Eukaryota, Fungi, Ascomycota, Sordariomycetes, Glomerellales, Glomerellaceae. The record is from RefSeq and is a predicted model, not a curated record.
AUGGAACGCAGAUCAGCUUCGGAGACCAACUCCGACCAGACAAGCAUCCCAUCUAAAGCUCCAUCUCUAAGCUCAUGUACUUCCAACUCGAAAGAACCUCAUAACCAAACCUGCAACCCUCCACCGACACCACGACCCGAAAUCGCUCCCAACGGCGAAGUCAUCCUCCUCGUCGGCCCAGACCUCCAACCCAUCCGCGUCCAUGCUCUCAUCCUCGCCGACGCCUCCCCCGUCUUCAAGUGCCUCUUGCAACCCACAUCUUCAACCUACACCGAGCCCGCCGCCGUGCUCUUCGCUACCCCCGACUCCCCAGCGCACGUCACUCUCCCCGAAGACGACCCCCAGGCGAUCGAGACGAUAUGCCGCGUGCUGCACAGUCGCAUCGACGACGCCGUGUGCGACUUGUCUGACGACGAGGUGUUGAAGGUGGCUGUUGCGGCGGAUAAGUAUGACUGCACGGCGGCAAUGGGCCUCGCGGUGCGGCACUGGCUGAGGGCGGAUAAGUUGGAGGCAAUCAAGAACGCGGCGAGGGAUGGGUGCAUCGGGUUCCGGAGGGGAGAUAUGUUGUUGGCUGCGUAUUGGUUCAAGUGCGAGCCGGUGUUUGAGGAGCUCACGAGGUUGUUGGUUACGAGUACGGUGGGAGGGUUUGAGGGGCUGGUUGAUGGGCGGGAUGGCCCUGAGGAGGUUCUUGCUUGGAGACUUACGUACGACCUCGAAAGACAUAGGAACAACCUCCGCCUCUCCCUUUGGACCGCCAUCAAUGAACGCAUAUACGAGCCCGUAUCCCUGCCCUGGAACAUCCGCCCCCGUCUUCAAUACAAACGCAACUGGUUCGGCUCACGAGUCUAUGUCCCGCCGCUGCCAGGAACCCCCGACCUGCAGUACAUCUGCCAGCGGCUACAGGCGCUGGACCGCAAGACCUUCGCGACCGGGUUCAAGUACAUGUCCAUCAACGACGCUCUGUGUAGGGCGGUGGGGAUCUUGCCGGCGGCAUUUGAGUCGAUCAGCGGGUUGCGGAAGAUGUACAACCCAGACGCCGCGGGCGGGUGUCAUGGAUAUGCGGACGAAAUUGAAUAA